AUGGCUGCGCUAGAUGCCAGCGAUUCAGACUCGACCGAUGAGUCAUUGGAAUAUGUCAACUUGCAAGAGCAGGCUAAUAAAGAUGUACACCUUGCCACUGUAGCCGCAGCGCCAACCAUCGCAACCUUGCAACCUACUAUGUUCACUGUUGACACUCCUCGACUUGAAGUUGCAGCCCCAGGGCCUGCUGUCAUUCCACAACCUUCUAUCUCAACUCCACCUAUUCCGACACCCAUGGCACCGCAUGCAGAGACUUCGGCCAAUCCCCAGGAUCAGAGUGAGGAUGCAUUACCAGCCGCCGGGCUUAUUGGUGUUGCCAAAUCUCAGGCAAAGACAUCCAGGGGCAAGAAGAAACCUAAGUCGUCGGCCAAUGAUAUCACAACUAUUUGCCGCUCCUCACGUCACACAACAACAUGA
Messenger RNA from Suillus fuscotomentosus, 417 nucleotides. RefSeq lists its product as uncharacterized. The record is from RefSeq and is a predicted model, not a curated record. The transcript has a single exon. Bases 1 to 417 code for a protein of 138 amino acids. Lineage: Eukaryota; Fungi; Basidiomycota; Agaricomycetes; Boletales; Suillaceae.